This is a messenger RNA of Anneissia japonica, 4088 nucleotides long. Its product is annotated as DNA repair protein complementing XP-G cells-like. Gene Ontology annotation, biological process: nucleotide-excision repair. The transcript is spliced from 15 exons. Gene Ontology annotation, cellular component: nucleus. The record is from RefSeq and is a predicted model, not a curated record. Gene Ontology annotation, molecular function: DNA endonuclease activity; single-stranded DNA binding. Lineage: Eukaryota; Metazoa; Echinodermata; Crinoidea; Comatulida; Comatulidae. Bases 180 to 3464 code for a protein of 1094 amino acids.
GGCGGUCUGCAGAUUGUGCUUUACGAAUGGGAAAUGAAUGAAUGAACACAGAGUGAACACACAGAGUAAAGGAAUUCAUCAGCGAAGAGAUGAAUGAAUGAUGAUUUCCUUUUAAUUCCGUGCAAUUACAGUAAUGUCAUAGGGCCACAUCAGUAUCAAUUAACAGUGAGUGAAUCGCCAUGGGUGUCCAUGGAUUGUGGCAGCUCCUAAAGCCUACCGGAAAACCAGUGACACUUGAAUCAUUGGAAGGGAAAGUGUUGGCUGUUGAUAUAAGCAUCUGGCUUCACCAAGCUGUAAGAGGAAUGAGGGAUGCGGAGGGUAACCUGGUUAGUAAUGCUCAUCUUGUGACUUUACUCCAUCGCAUCUGUAAGCUGCUGUAUUUCAGAAUCAAACCUAUCUUUGUUUUUGACGGCAGCGUUCCGGAGCUUAAGCGUCAAACAAUGGCUGCCAGGAGGAAAAAAAAGGAGUUUGCCAUAGACAAAUCAGAAAAGGCUACAGAACAGAUUCUCAGAAACUAUAUGAAAGUACAUGCUGUUGACACAGUACUAGGCAAGAAGAAAAGUGUCAAAAAACCAAGGGCACCAAGAGUUAGUACGAAAGCAGAUGCUGCUCCAAAUAUGUACAUUUUACCGCCUCUGCCUGCCUCCACACAAGAAAGUCUAAAAAGAGAAGAAGAAGAAGAAAAAGAGGAAGAUGAGCACACGUUGGAGCAGCAUCAACAGAGGUCAUUUUUAGCUGAUCAUUAUCAGAAGAUCGGCAGCAUUGACAUCCAGUCAGAAGACUUCAAGAGUCUGCCACCCGAAGUGCAGCAUGAGCUGAUUGAAGAAUUCCUGGAGAGGAAUAAGCAUAAUGCUUGGGCUAAGAAAAAAAUAUUACCAAAGGAAGCAAAUGAAUUUUCAGAAUUUCAGCUCAGCAAACUACUCAAUAAGAAUAAACUAAACCAAAGACUUGAGGAUAUACGAGAGGAGAUGAGUAAAAGGAGUUCUGGAGAGAUUGCUUCUAUUCUUGAUGUUGAAACUAAAAGUGUAGAAGCAAAAAGGAUCGUUUCAGAGGAUACCCAGCAUUAUAUUCUAGUAAAAACACAGAAACAGACAACACCUCAGAAAGAGGUUGAAGAUGAGUACAAACCAUCAGGAAGCAAAGACAUCAUAGAAGUUGAAGAUAUUGAAGGAGGCUCAAAAUCUGUGUGGAAUACUGACAAUGUUGAUGUAACGGACAAGGAGAAAUCCAAAGGGUCAAUAACAGCUGAAGAGCUUGAAAGAGCUAUGCAGGCAGUCUUUAACAACCAGAAAACAAAGAUGUCAAAAAAGAACUUAGCAAGUGAUUUUUCAAAGACUUCUGACAAUGAUGUCAUAAAGACAGUUCCUGAGGAAACCAUUCCUAAGACACCAUCUGCAUAUUUAGUAUCAAGUAACUCUGGCCUUGACAUAAGUAAACCUGAGAACAAUCUUAACAUAGAUGUAAGGGUGACAGAUAGUCCAGAAGACAUGGCUAAUAAUGAAUCUCAGAUAUCAAAGAAUAGUGCUUUUACAUCCAUCAGUCAGAAUAUAAAUGUUGUUGAUUUGACAGAAGACAUUCCUGCACAAGAGAAAAUUGAUGAUCAGGUUAUAAUGGUGACAGAUAAUCCAGAAGGCAGGGCUGAUAAAGAAUGUCAGAUAUCAAAGAAUAGUGUUUCUCAAUCAGUCGGUCAGAUUAUAAAGGUUGUUGACUUGACAGAAGAGAUUCCUGCACAAGACAAAAUUGAUGAUCAGGCUAAAUUUGACAGAGCUGAUAUUAAAGUUAUAAAAAACUCUAGUCAUACUGGAUCCUUUGUUGCUCAAGAGAAGAAUCAACAGUUAGAAGUGGAGAACCAGCCCACAUCUGUUAUAGAAAAUAAUCAUGUUGAAAAUAUACCAACCGUAUACGAAAGAGAAUUUCAUCGCAAAACCAUAGAUUUACAAAAAGAAGAUGAAGUAAGGGAUGAGACGGAAAAACAAUCAAUUGAAGUAAAUGAAGAGGAACCUGGUAGUGAAUCUGAAGAUGACUUUCUUGAAGUUUCAUUUGACCCCACACAAGUAAGUGGUAAUGAUGAACUAUUUCCUGCUGAAAUAUUCAUACAAUCCAAUCAUGUAAGUGAUGAAGCUGCAAGGCAGGACCACAUCACUUCUAAUGAGGAUGAAAUUACGGAGCCAGACAUCAAGCAAAUAGAUAGGGAAGAAAUUGCUAAACUUCAACAUGAAGAAGAAGAAAAUAUGGCAUCUUUGUCAAAAGAGAGAGAAAAAUCAAUAAAGGAAUGGAAAGAUAUGAAUAUGAGUGAUGUCAGUGAAAUGGAGAAUGCACUCGCACAAGAGAGAAUAACGCUUCAAACUGAGCAAAAACGUCAGCAAAGAAUUGGAGCAUCAAUCACAGACCAAAUGUAUGCUGAGAGUAAGGAAUUACUGGAACUGUUUGGUAUUCCAUACGUGGUGAGCCCUCAGGAGGCUGAAGCCCAAUGUGCAUUUCUUGACCUCUCCAACCAGACAUAUGGAUCUAUCACAGAUGACAGUGACGUCUGGCUCUUUGGAGGCCAGAGAGUCUACAAGAACUUUUUUACUAAAGACAAAGACGUUGAGUUCUAUGAAAGCUCCAACUUCGAAACUCAACUUUUUCUUGACAGAAUGAAGCUGAUAAACUUAGCGCUUCUGCUAGGCUGUGACUACUCUGAUGGCAUAGAUGGUGUGGGCUGUAUAACAGCAAUGGAGAUACUUAGCGAGUUCCCAGGCAGCGGCAUUGAUGGGCUAAAGAAUUUCAAAGCAUGGUGGGAUAAGAAUGUAGGUAAUCUGAAUCCACCUGUAGAAACCAAGAUCAAGUCCAAACUCCGUAAGUUAGAUGUGCCAACAGCAUUCCCGCAGGAAGCAGUUGUAAGGGCGUUCAUGAGUCCACAAGUGGAGGAGUCGGCUGAAGAGUUCACAUGGGGCAUACCGGACCUAGACUCCAUACGAGGAUUUGCAUUGGAACGUCUUAGCUGGAACACUAAGAAAACAGAUGAAAAUGUUCUACCUAUCCUGAAACGACUCAAUGAAAAAUCAGUCCAGCGACCAAUUACAUCUUUUUUCAGCCAUGUGGCUGGACAUCAGACAGGUGUCAAAAGUAAACGACUGAAACGUGUUUUAAAGAAAUUAGGACAAUCUCAAUCAGACACUGACGAGGAAGAAAAAAUACCAAAGAACAAAAAGACUAAGCAAAGGAUUGUUGACCAAAAGGAGGCACAGACUAAGAGAAAACGAAAAGCUGCAGAAGACAAUGUACAGAAGGGAAAGGAAAAAAAGAGCCGUCAAAGCAAGCAGAAGAUGGGACCCACUGGUGAUGCCAAAAGCAAAAGUAAUUGUCGGGGAACAAAAGCUAAAAUUUACACGGAAGAAAGCGAUAGUGAUGAAAUUAAUGCUGAUAGAAAGUUCAAAAUGAAAGGGCCUGUUCUGUCUGAAAGUGGAAGUAGUACAGAUUAAGAUUAAUGCAGUUCUUAUCAUAGGCAGAUUCAAUACCCCCCCCCCCUUUUCUAUUGGGGCUGUGGUGGUCUAGUCCCUUCAUCUGUAAGAUUCCUUCCUGGGUCCCCUCUAUUUUGAAUUCCCGCAUCCACCACUGUUUGUCACACUGUUGCUGUGUUCGCACAUUGUAUUCAUUACAUUCCUGCAUACUGGUCAAAUAGUAAUAGUAAUCAUAAAUAGUAGAAAGUUUAUUUUAGCAAUAGAUGCAAUCAAUUUGCCCUGCAAUUCAAGACCAACUUUGGGACCUGAAAAUUUGGGGCUCAGGGGCAGAUAUUCCCCCCCCCCCACGGGGUGGGGGAGGGGCACUACAGUUUCAGAGUAGAUAAGUAAGUAGCACAUAACAUUGAUUUGCACUGAAAUUUUAAAAAUUUAGUAUCUACGGACCACAUCUUAUGUGGUCCGUAGAAAAUGUGUGGUGACAUCAUUUCAAAUCCACAUUUUGAUAUUUCUGCAAAUGUAUUUGUAUAAUUUAUGAAUCAUGUAAAUGACAAUCAGUAAAAUUUGUUAGGUAUCUACUUAUGUCAACGCUAAAUGAGAUAAUAAAAGCUGUUGAAACAUUGGUUUCAAAAAUAAUAUUUUCUGAAA